CUCGACUUAACUCACCUUAAAUUUUAUUUAAGAAAAAAAAACCAUAAACUUGGGAGGAGCCUUCAAACCUACUACAAAUCUCUCUCCCAGAGUCCCUUGAGAGAAGCUCCUAACAAACAAAACGAAACCAUACUUUUGAAGUUUCGCAGUCGCAAUCUCCAUAUUUGAAUGCAUAAAUCAAUUCAAUUCUGAAUCUGAAAGUUCCCAUAUGUCAACGGAAGCGCCCAAGCGCGACCAAUGGCAGUGGGAGAACGCCACCGCCGGCGCCGCCGCCGGAUUCGCCACUGUCGCCGUCAUGCAUCCCCUCGAUGUUGUCCGAACUAGGUUCCAAGUUAACGAUGGUCGAGUCUCUCAUCUUCCUAUUUACAAGAACACUGCUCACGCCGUUUUCGCCAUCGCUCGCUCUGAGGGAUUAAGAGGGUUAUAUGCAGGCUUUCUUCCUGGGGUUCUUGGGUCAACUAUUUCAUGGGGUUUAUAUUUCUUCUUCUAUGACAGAGCCAAACAGAGAUAUGCAAGGAACAGGGAGGAGAAGUUGAGCCCAGGUCUGCACCUUGCCUCAGCUGCUGAAGCAGGAGCUUUGGUUUCCUUCUUCACAAAUCCUGUAUGGCUAGUAAAGACAAGAUUGCAGCUUCAAACUCCUCUUCAUCAGACACGACCAUACUCUGGGGUUUAUGAUGCAUUUAGGACCAUAAUGAGGGAAGAAGGAUUUAGUGCACUUUACAGAGGGAUUGUUCCUGGUCUAUUUCUGGUUGCUACUUUUCUCUACGGUGUGGAAUGGGCAAUUUUGACCUCCGAUGGCUAUAUCAAUUAUCAACAGGUCUCUCAUGGUGCUAUUCAGUUCACAGCAUAUGAGGAGCUACGCAAGGUUAUUGUUGAUUUUAAGAGUAAGGGAAGUACAGUGCAUAAUCAAAACCCUGAUAAAUUGCUGAAUUCUGUUGAUUAUGCCGUUCUUGGAGCAACAUCAAAACUGGCUGCAGUACUUCUAACCUAUCCAUUUCAGGUUAUACGGGCUCGAUUGCAGCAAAGACCCAGUGGUGAUGGGGUUCCAAGAUAUAUGGACACGUUGCAUGUUGUGAAAGAAACUGCACGAUUUUGUUCUGUUCUUGCAGAUUUGAAGGUAUCCGAGGUUUUUACAAAGGAAUUACCGCAAACCUCUUGAAGAAUGCUCCCGCUUCUUCAAUAACAUUUAUUGUUUAUGAAAAUGUCCUAAAAUUGCUUAAACCAGCAAGAAGGAAUGACUGAGUAUUUCAUUUUCCUUCAUGAUUCUUUCCUUUCUCCUUGUGUUUAAUCUCCUUUCUUAUUUGAUAUUUUUUGUAGCAUUGAAAAAUUGCUCAUUUUUCCCAUCACUUUUUAAUGAUGGGAUUCUACACAAUCUAACAACGUGGAUGCAGCAAUUUCUGGAGAUAAAAAUCAUGGUUUUUUUUA
Molecule: messenger RNA, 1425 nt
Organism: Glycine soja
Lineage: Eukaryota; Viridiplantae; Streptophyta; Magnoliopsida; Fabales; Fabaceae
Product: folate transporter 1, chloroplastic-like
Exons: 12
Coding region: 209-1159 (316 amino acids)
Biological process (GO): nucleotide transport; folate import into mitochondrion
Cellular component (GO): chloroplast envelope
Molecular function (GO): FAD transmembrane transporter activity; folic acid transmembrane transporter activity
Source: RefSeq, a predicted model, not a curated record